Plectropomus leopardus (leopard coralgrouper) is the source of this 1616-nucleotide messenger RNA. RefSeq lists its product as uncharacterized. The record is from RefSeq and is a predicted model, not a curated record. NCBI's taxonomy places the organism in Eukaryota, Metazoa, Chordata, Actinopteri, Perciformes, Serranidae.
UACUCUUUCCACAGAAUCAUUCCUCCAAAAGCUGCAAAUAGAAAUUAUAAACCUCAACACAAAACCUACAAGGAGUAGGUUUCUUUUCUUGAAUACACCAGGAGGUUUCAUCCAAACUGCUGUAUAGUCAAACUCACUGAAGUGACCAUCAGUGCUUAUUUUGUCAGUUUCAUUUUCAGCAAAAUGGUAAUCUUGCCAUGGAGUUGCACAUGCUCUUGAACACACAGACACACACAGAUCAGAUACCUGACGGGAGAGGACUUUCUCAGGAUGAUGAAGAUGUCAGAAAGGGCCACAAGUUGCUUUGUAGCUGUAAUCUUCGCCCUGACCUCUGUGUCAGCUGUUCAAAGGCUCAAUUCAAUCAAUGAUUUGAAGAAGAUCAACUUUGGCCAAGCUGUCCCCAAGCACAGUCUUAUUCUGCUCUACUGGUUUGCCAACACAGUUGACAUCGACAAUAACAAUAUCAUACAGCUGACCUUUGACCCAAACAGAGGAGAUUAUGGCUCACAUCAUUAUGGCAACUUUGAGGGGCUGUUGGACCCACUGCCGCGGGGAAAUGGAUACCGGUACUACACUAUUGGCAAUGUUCAUCAAGAAACGUCAAUUCCACUCCCACCUUAUGUCGUCCGUCCCCACAGGGACUACACGGGAAGAAACAGGGACCGGAUCAUCAUUCGUGUCAGCGAGCAGAACACAGGACGGAGAGCUUUGCUGAGGAUAGACCAAGUGUAUAUCACACAGCAUUAUGACACCUCUGAGGGUCAGGGGACACCUUAUGAUCCAGAACACACCUACAGGAUCAGUAUUAACCUCGUGACACAGAUCCGAGAGUUUUCUUUGGGACAAAACCAACAGCAACUGUUGCAACUCAGAAACCGCUAUGGAAGUAACGCUGAUGUUUCCCACAUCAGAAACACAUGGGGUGAGAUUGCUUGCCUUGGACUGCUGUUGUUUAUUGUGAUCCAGGAAAAACACUCUGCUAACCAACACAACAACAGACCAGCAAACAACUACAGACAACAAAACAACAACAGACACGAUCACAGAAGAAAUCCGCGGGCUGAUGAUGCUUCGGAGAAUGAUAGAAACAUUCAUAGAGAUUAUCGAAACCAAGGUGUGGUUGUUGUGGACUUGAACGACUACGAUGACCACAGAGAAUCAGAAAGUGAAAACACCUCAGUACCCCGGAGCAAAAUCAAGAGGAUCUGUUGUAUUUGUGGUAUCACCUCCAUAUGUCUAAUCUUAUUGGUUAUUAUAUUAUAUUUUUCUCUAAGACAAGAUACAACUUUAUUUCAGUUCAGUCAAGAUUGAGAUACAGGCUCAGGAUAAAAUGUUUGUAGGGAAAGGUCGAAUACUUUAAAUUACAGAUUUAAAAUGUGUGCUAUUAAGGGCUGAGAGUCUUGAGACAUUUUGAAUUUUAUAGCUUUAUUUACAAAACUGCAGUUUGUUAAUAAAAGCAUACAUUCUCCGUGAUUACAAAAUUAUUUGAACUGAGCCAAAUUACUUGGUGAUCCAUGGUCAUAAAACUUUGGGCUUUGUGUCUGACAAAGCACUGCCAAAGUUGUGUGAUGUUGUAUGUUGAUUGUCAUCUCAGAUGCUGAGAUCGCUACUGGUUA